Zingiber officinale is the source of this 684-nucleotide messenger RNA. RefSeq lists its product as uncharacterized. The record is from RefSeq and is a predicted model, not a curated record. Bases 1 to 684 code for a protein of 227 amino acids. The transcript has 4 exons. NCBI's taxonomy places the organism in Eukaryota, Viridiplantae, Streptophyta, Magnoliopsida, Zingiberales, Zingiberaceae.
AUGGAUAACAAUAUUGAAGGUUCAUCAAAUUUAUCAUCUUCAAGCUCUGAUGAUGAUAACUAUGCAGAAAGUUUUGGUGCAAGGCAACAACUGAUCGCUCAGAGAAGAGAUGGGCUUGGAAGAAUUGGUUUGUCAAGCUUGCAAAAAAUAACAACUGCAUUUCGGAUAUUAGCGUACGGUGCACCAGCAAAUGAUACUGAUGAGUAUAUUAAAAUAGGGGAAUCAACUACUAUUGAAAGUGUGAAACGAUUUUGUCGUGCUGUUGUUGAAGUUUUUGGAGGGCAGUACCUACGAUCUCCAAAUGCUCACGAUGUUGCUAGGCUACUUCAUAUUGGUGAGCUACGAGGUUUUCCAGGAUCGAACAAUGAUAUUAAUGAACUUGAGUCUUCUCAUCUUUUUGCUAAUCUUGCUACAGGUAUUACAAUUCCUGCUCGUUAUGUCAUUCAAGGAAAAGAGUACAAUAUGGGUUACUAUUUAGCUGAUGAUGAAUGUAAUUUAAAUGCACCAAUCGUGGAACUCUUUGAGGUGCCGACUCCAGAUGUUGAGCCCGCAAUAGAUGAUGGUAGUCGAUUUGAAGAGUUUCUAGCUCGAUACAGACAAAUCAAAAACAAAGAAGCUCAUAUUGCCCUUCGAAAUGCAUUAAUUGAGCAUUUAUGGGAACAAUAUAGUAAUUCUGAAAGUUAA